UUGGAUUCCACUAAUAUGGUCUAAUUUUACAAUAAUUUUGCAUCAUAAUCUAAAGUUAUGACUAGUUUCCCUCUUUUACAUCGCAUAUAUCCAUCUUAUUACUAUUUUUGCCAUGUUUGUAACGCUAGGAGAAGUGAGAACCAAGUUUCCACCAGUGACUCUGGCGAUAUCACCUGCCUCUUAUGUCAAAGUGUCGGAUUUGUAGAAAAGGUAACCGUCGGGAAUCAGGAUGGUACUAUGUUUCACUCUGGAGAUACAUCCGGAGGAAGCUCAAAUAGUCGUGGUAAUCCCACUCCAGAUGUAACACGACUCUUCGCAUCGGACCCAUUUACAUCUGUCUUUGGGAUGCCCCUGAAUACGUUCAUACAGGACGUAAUGCAGGGGUAUUUCGGAGGUUCAGUGUCGAAUGUGGAACAGAGAAAUCCGCUGGAAAUGGGUUUCGGAUCAAGGGAUUUUAGUACAAUCUUUGGUUCUAGACCAAUUUUCACUUCGUACGGAGGAUCCAGAGGACGACCCUUUACUGCCAGAACUCCGCUAUUUCCGACUGAUUUAUCAAGAAUAAUGAGCUCAUUUAUCAGUAACCCUUUUGAUCAACAGGCUAUGGACCAGAUUUUGCAAUAUGUAAUGGACAAUGAUCCGAACAGAUAUGGGUCUCCGCCGGUUGCUAAAGAUAUACUAAACUCGUUGAAAGUCGAGGUUUUGACUGCAGAUACCGCAAAAGAAUUGGGAAAUUGUGCAGUGUGUACGGAAGAUUUUAGAGAUCAAGACAAGGUACAUUGGUUAACCGAGGACAAAAGUCUCUGUGGUCAUGCUUUUCAUGUGGACUGCAUAAUUCCUUGGCUAAAAGAGCAUAAUACAUGCCCAGUGUGUAGAUUCGAACUUCCCACAGAUGACGAAACCUACAACAAACAAAGGGAGUAUCUGCGAACAAGAAUUGCCGAAGAAGUUCAGAGGAAUGCCAAUACUCCGCCAUCAACAUCACGUAAUGAAUAAAUUUU
Messenger RNA from Theileria equi strain WA, 998 nucleotides. RefSeq lists its product as hypothetical. Lineage: Eukaryota; Apicomplexa; Aconoidasida; Piroplasmida; Theileriidae. Gene Ontology annotation, biological process: protein ubiquitination. The coding region runs from base 58 to 993 and encodes 311 amino acids. Gene Ontology annotation, molecular function: ubiquitin protein ligase activity. The record is from RefSeq and is a predicted model, not a curated record. The transcript has 4 exons. Gene Ontology annotation, cellular component: cytoplasm.